AUGGAAUCAAAUGGUUUUAAGUCUUCCUUGUGGACACAUCCAUUCAUAAAUUCGGAGUGUUCUAGUCACGAAAUGUCAAAAACAAGGAAUGGAAAUGGCUGUUAUGUAGACUUCACAAAUCCUGAAGAAGCUGCACGGUGGUCUAAUGCUCUACGUAAUUUACUUGCAACAUCUGGUAUUGAUAUAUUGAAGUUUGAUGCAGGAGAAAAUGAGUACAGAACAUCUAGAAGAAGUCAAGAAUUUGCACGUCUUUUAAGAAUGAUAUAUCGUAAUUCUCGGUGGGAUUUCCAACGUGGACUACCCACAUUAAUAACAUAUCUGGUACAUUUGAAUAUGGUGGGAUAUCCGUUUGUAUUACCCGAUAUUAUCGGUGGAAACGGUUACUAUGACUCACAAUACCCUUCUAAAGAGAUGUAUGAAAGAUGGAUGCAAGCAAAUGUAUUCACGUCAGUUGUACAGUUUUCGUACACACCUUGGGAUUUUGAUCAGCAGGUGACUAUGUUUAACAAGUUUAAAAAAAAAAGCUAUUAA
Messenger RNA from Metopolophium dirhodum (rose-grain aphid), 531 nucleotides. Its product is annotated as myogenesis-regulating glycosidase-like. Gene Ontology annotation, biological process: carbohydrate metabolic process. Gene Ontology annotation, molecular function: hydrolase activity, hydrolyzing O-glycosyl compounds. The record is from RefSeq and is a predicted model, not a curated record. Lineage: Eukaryota; Metazoa; Arthropoda; Insecta; Hemiptera; Aphididae.